AUGGAAAAUGAAGCUAAAGAAUUAGAAAAAAAAGCAGAACAGUUGAACAAGAAAGGUUUUCUUGCUUCUUUUUUUGGAACUGAUAAUACUGAUGAAAUAAUAAAUUGUUAUAACUUGGCGGCGAAUAAAUAUAAACUAUCUCAUAAAU
This is a messenger RNA of Plasmodium reichenowi, 148 nucleotides long. Its product is annotated as SNAP protein (soluble N-ethylmaleimide-sensitive factor attachment protein), putative. The record is from RefSeq and is a predicted model, not a curated record. NCBI's taxonomy places the organism in Eukaryota, Apicomplexa, Aconoidasida, Haemosporida, Plasmodiidae. The transcript has a single exon. Gene Ontology annotation, molecular function: protein binding. The annotation marks the transcript as partial.